UUGCUGCGCACGCACGGCCUGCUAGCCGCGUCCGGAGGUGAGUGCCACUGGACAUAGGUGAAGGCGAGCGGGGGCGAGCGGGGGCGGUGCGCGGGCGCGGUGUCGCGCGGCAUGCGGCGCCGCCCGCUGCUGCUGCUGCUGCUAGCGUUGCUGCGCACGCACGGCCUGCUAGCCGCGUCCGGAGAAGCCGAUUAUACACUGGAUGAUUCAUUUUGGAGCGAAGACGGGCCCUUUGGUAAUCUUCCGGAAGACGCAAAAUCUGAUGGGACGAAGACGCGGUCGGUAGCGGCGGGAGGCGCCGGGGCGCAGAUGCUGUCCGUCUGUGACGUCAUCAAGUGUGACGUAGCUAACAAGACCUGGAUAGACAAAGAGGUGGAGCGGCUGUUGCGUGGGUACCGACAGAACCAAGACCUGGUGCGCAACAUCGCCGGCCACUACUACCAGAUCAUCUACCCCGUGCAGCUGCGGCACCACGAGAAGAUGGGCAUCUCCACCAGGGAAGUCAGCACGCCGAAGGGUCGGUUUGGAUCGGACUACCAGCAAGGGACGAGAAUGCGCGCAAGGACCGGCAAGCACUUUCAUCGCACAUCACUUCUCAUCAAAGCCUUCAAUCACAAGUUCCGUCUAGAUCUCGAGCUUAACACGCAACUCCUUGCCCCAAACCUGAAGCAAACACAAUACCUCGCGAACGGUGCUGAAAGUGAAGUUAGAACGGAGAUCGAGCACUGCUACUACCACGGCACAGUGAAGGACUACCCGGGCGCGUCAGCCGCCUUCCACACAUGCAACGGAGUGUCGGGCGUCAUCCACAUCGGCAACGAGACCUUCGUCAUUCAUCCCUUCUACGGCGGCGAUCUAUCGAAACACCCUCAUGUGAUCUUUGAGGCGCGCACCAAGAUGAACCGCGGCUGCGGCAACAAGCUGGAGCAGAACAACCAGAAGUCGGGGCGGCGGACCAAGCACAUCGAGUACAUACAGACAGCCCUCGCCGACGCUACCGAUUAUACUGGUCGGGCGGUGGACUGGUGGCAGCAAGGUCUCAGCACAUACGCCAUACGGAGGUUCAAGCGCGACGUGCGGGAGACCACCAAGUACAUCGAGACGGCGCUGGUCAUCGACCGCGCCAUGUUCGAGAACAGGAACGGCAGCACGCGCUCCGAGGUGGUGCACGAUGCCAUACAAGUUGCCAACAUCGCUGACCUGUACUUUCGCACGCUCAACACGAGGGUCUCCGUGGUAUACAUCGAGUCCUGGCAGAGCGCGGACCAGGCAGACAUCGACCGGAAGCACGACAUCACACGCGCCAUACAAAAGUUCAGCGACUACACUGCCAGGAAACUUUUCAAGAUAGAAAAGGACACCACACAAUUCUUAUCGGGCACGAGUUUUCCCGGCGACCAGGCUGGAAUAUCCGUCCCGGACACGAUGUGCACGCCCAAGUCCGUGGGCAUCUCCGUAGACACCAACCCGUACGAGCCGCAUCUGCUGGCCGGCACUAUGGCGCAUAUGAUCGGACACAAUAUCGGCAUGGGCCACGACGACGGGCGAGACAACUGCUUCUGCCGCGACUGGCACGGCUGCAUCAUGGCGCAGUCCAUCGUGGGGCUGGAGAACGUGCAGCCGUACAAGUUCUCCGAGUGCUCCAAGAACGACUACAUCAACGAGCUGAAGGCAGGACAGGGGCUCUGUUUGCUCAACAAACCCAAUGAGUUGGUAGUGCAUCGUCAAUGCGGCAACGGGCGGUUGGACGAAGGGGAGGAGUGUGACUGUGGGACCAUCGCCGAGUGCCAGCACCUCAACCCCUGCUGUGACCCCUUCACCUGCCGCCUCACGAAGGAGUCUCAGUGCGCAGAAGGGGAGUGCUGUGAAAGAUGUCAGCUGAAGCUUCGCGGGGUCAUAUGCAGAGAGUCAACGAACGAGUGCGAUUUAGAAGAAACCUGCACCGGACUGUCCGGGGCAUGUCCUACAGACGCAUACAAAAAGAACGGACAGCCCUGUCAGUCCGGGAAAGGUUACUGCUUCGCCGGACAGUGCCCGACGUUAGCCGCCCAAUGUGAGAAGAUAUGGGGAACCGGCUCCACUGGUGCUGACAAGGAAUGCUUCGACCAGUUCAACUCCAAAGGAUCGGCCACUGGACAUUGUGGGAAGGAUAAUGGCGGAAACUUUAUGAAGUGCGAAUCGGAGAACGUGAGAUGCGGAUCGCUGCAGUGCCAGUCAGGGAACAGGUACCCGGUAGUGCCGGGAAUGGACGAGUUCUACACACGGACCGUUGUCACCAUCAAAGGACAGGAGUAUGACUGCAAGGCUACGAAUGGACCCCUGGAGUACUCCGAGCUCGGGCGCCUGGGGCUGGUGAAGGACGGCAGCCCCUGCGGAGACAACCUCGUGUGCGUCAACCAGACUUGUGUCUCCAUCUUCCCUUACAUCGACCACACCAAGUGCCCCACCGACCACAACAACAACGAAUGCUCCGCCAAGGGGGUAUGUUCAAACCUGAACAAAUGCGUCUGCAACCGCGGCUGGACAGGCCCGGACUGCUCCCAGCCGGACGCCCUGCCUCCUUCCCCGACGCCCUACGUGCCUGACAACGCCACCAAAGCUGCCUACAACAUGACCAAGAAGGAAACCGCGUAUGAGAACUACCACGGCUCGAACACGGUAUUCCUCGUGGCGGUGCUCAUGUCUGUGGUAGGGGGGGUAUUCAUAGUAUUUGCCCUGAGCGCUCUCUGCUACAGGUCAGUCGUAGUACACAAAAACUUCUCCCUGUGCCUAAGGAAAAAGAGUACGCUGCCCAAGUACGACCCUCCAUACUCAAAGAAGCCGAUUGCGAAGAGCUUCGCGGCCGGAUCCACCACCUCUAACAACUCGCAAGAAGACAUCUCCCUCGAAGGUGGCAAGAUGCACUCCUUCAAUAACACCUUCAGAAAUCUUCUCAGCCGCGGGGACUCCCAGCGAGUGAUCUUCAGACACGGGAAUCACAUGUCGGGAGCUGGCAACACUAGCAGAUAUCCAGAUCACAAGCAAAUGAAACGUGUGCACUCUGGUAGCGAAGAUGAACCAACACAUUCAGGCGAAGAAGACAUUGCCUUCAUAGACGUCCAGCCAAAUUCGAUGCCCAAAUUGCCCGAGAAGGGUAUCCUGAAGAAGCAUGGUUACGGGGCGGUCGAUGGCAAAGACAAAUGGGGCGAUGACUCCCAAUCUGAGCAACUGGAAGCUGGUUCACAAUCUGAUGGACAAGAACCUGCGGGUGCCGUGGCUGAUAUGGAGUAUAAGUUUAAGGAUCUGAACGGUUACCACGAAAACAUAAUCGUGGCGCUAAAAACGGCAGCAGCGCAGCGAGCCAGCGCCGGGGCGGCCGUGGGCUCCGGCGACCUGCGCGCCCUGCAGGAGUACGAGUACCAGCGGGAGCGAGCUCCCAGCGCUGAGAAGAUUCACGACGCCGAACUAAGGAGACAAAGGGGUGAAGACGAAGAAGAUGAGCCUCCGCCGUGCGGGCCCAUCAGGAUCCGGAACCUGGAGGACUUAAUACGGCAGCUGGAGCACCACUCCAGCCGUCACAUGAGCCCCUCCGGCUCGGAGGACAUCCGGAUGUCGGAGACGGAGGCCGACCGACAUUAUAGGAUCGAGGGCGAAGUGCCAGCUCGUUGCCGAGGCCGCAUCGCUCCCACCGAGGAGGAAUCCCGCUUCGGAUACCCUCGCUUCCGGGGCAGCACACGCCACCACCCCGCCAUGUUCGCGGCCGGGGCGGCGGCGUCGCCCGCGCUGUUGCCCCACGGCGCACACGGCGCCCACGGGGCCAUGGGCGCGCACGGGGCGCUCGCCCACGGGGCGCAUCGAGCCCCGCCCGACGACGACGCGCUAUAUGAAACCGCCGACGCCGAGCGACUGCGCGACGCACCUGACAGCGAGAGUGAUGAAUUUAUUCAAGCUCAACAACAGUUAGCCCGGUGGGCGAGUGAAGAGGCGGUGCCAGCGGCGCGGGACUACUUCCCCUCGCCCACCUCCCCGCGCUCCCCGCGCUCGCCCGGGGAUAGCUCCGCGAGCGAGCGGCCGGCCGCCUUCCCCGAGUACACCCACUGACGCCGACGGCGCCGACAUGUGAAUACCGAUAGCCGACAAAUGUAAAUAAUCGAACUGCACUUACAUUUAACGAUAUGACUGAACAUUAGUAUUAAUACGUCAAAUAUGUGCUGUGCCGCCGCCGUUCUCUGUUGUGUUAAUGUUUAUAUUCGUUUUGAAUCAAUACGCUUUAUACUGGCCAGCCGAGCCGACUAGAUGUCUCGUUCGCAGCAGUGUUUAUUCUCCCGCAAACGAUCAAGCUUAUAAACUAAUGGCAUUGACAGAAAAUGUAAACAAUUACCUAUUAGGUGCUUCGGUCUACAUGUACAUUUUCUUAUGCCUUGGUCGCACUCAUAGUGACAAUGCGAAUAUUACUGUUAUCGCAAUGUGUGCGACGAAACAUUCGGGCGUUUUGGUCGAAUAAACGCUCUGUCCUCGUGAACAUUAUCUCGAUGUGAUUUAAAAAAAUGAGCAUAAUUCUGAAUACUUACUCGAUUUUCCAUAUGACUGAAGUAUAGUCUCUGUCGACGCGAGCUGUCUGCGAGCAGAGCAAGCGCCGCGUGACGUCACGACGUCUACUCGACUCGGCGAGCGGUAACUCUUGUCUUUGUUCCGCGACCGGCGGCGGAGCGGCCGUGUAACGGUAUGUUAGUGUUGACGUAACGUUGUCACUGUUAAAUUAUGUAAUAGUCGUAAGUGUGCGGUGUAGAGGUCGCUCGCGUCGAGCUCCUGGACUUCGCGCGAGUAGCUAACGAUUUAGAUAGGCGUAUAACAAAUUGAUAAUAACAAUAUUAAUUCGUCGAAGCGAGCUCGGCGACGUCACCCGAUCUGCGAGCUCAUUGUCUAUAUUGGUUUGGAGGCGAGCUAGUGUAUCGCGCUCUCUCUUUCACUAAUGUAUAGAGUAGCACGCACUAUCACUGUGAUUGGUUAGUGAACACUGCCUGGAAAUGUUAGGGAGCGUUUACAUUGCUCACUAAAAAGAAUCAGAACAAUAUUUUUUAAUGGUGCAAAAUUGAUGUACUUUUGAUGUUACUGUGUAAACAUUGUUCGUAAGAUAUUAAACAAAACUUGAUAUACAAUCAUCAAUAAUUUGUAACUUUAUUAAUGCAAUAUAAAACAUUAAGAAUGUAGGAAAGUAAUACUACAUACAAGACUUCAGUUUUGCACAAAAGAAUGAUUAUAUGAUAUUGUGAUCGGAAUUUAAACCUGCUCAAUGCUAGCUCGUCUCCUUAGAACAGAGUAUAGGCACCCGAUCGCCGCGCGUCCCGACCGAUCGGCAGGAGCGAAGUCGGGCUACAACCGUCCCCGGAGAGACAAAAACUUCAUCGCACUGUAUCACCUCUCCGAACAUACGCCCAACUUCACGUGACUCCAGAGAUACAACAGUAAACAUAACACCAAAAUGAUUAAAUCGAUCUUUUAGUAAAAAAAAAUGUUUUAGCAAAAUGAUUUCUCGUCGAUCGACUGUCACGCUGAGAUCUCGAACCGUACUCGAAUAAUUUUUUUGUAUCUAGAAUCAUAACGUAAACAUAUUCUAAAUAAAAUAAAAUAGUAAAUCUUAAUGUGAAUAUAAGUUAUUUCGGAUUUUAUCAGAUAUAUAUUAUGUAUAUUAAUAUUAUUAUAUUGAAACGAAUUUACGCUGGCAUGCUUUCAUGUAUGUAUGUUGAGAUAGGUGGCGCUUGCUGUGCGCUGCGGUGGAGGCGAUACCUUAGAAGGGAUAGUUUAGAUGUCUAGAUAUACUUACUAUUGAUGUAAAAAACGUAUAAAUGUUAUCGAUUGAUAUGUCCAAUCGACGAUAGUUAAUAAAAUUCAGAAUAAAAUAUCACUUGAUAUUAUAGUCACGCAUCGCAUCGCACGGCAAGUGGACGCCUUGUAUGUUACAGUUUUCCGUUUAUUUUAUUGACAAUUUAGGAUGUUAUCGUUUCAUUCGAAUUAGGUCGGCUUUCCACUAGAGCAGUGCGUUCGUGUGAAACUAUGCUGUUUGUUCAGCAUUUUCUAUAUGUAUACUAUUAGCUGUGCGAAGAAGUUAUGUGAGGGUGUUAUUAGAGAAAAACGCAUUAAUACAAACAUAUAAACACAUCACCAGAAAAAUCCCAUUUCUUUAAUUUGCUUGUCUGACUAACUAACAUUAGAAUAAAAUAAAAUACUUGUUCCGAAAAACGUAAGUUACAAUAACUAUUGAAAAUAAUUGUCCCACAAAACGCAGUCCCGCGCUGCUCCAGUGGGAAGCCGCAUUUACGCUAGGCUAGGUGGCGUCGCCACAGACAUUACUAGUAGGAACUUAAAGUGAAUAAAAUAUAUUGAAUAGUAAAGAUUAAUUCGUCUAGCCCAAGCCGAUCGACAUAGGUGCAGUGAUAUUGCUGUUCUAUUGUUGUUAUUGUUUUUCUUGUGUUGGUAUACUGUUGAUUUUAUCUAUGUGUUAGGGUGUGAUCUCAAUAGAGACAUGUUGCGCGACAAAAAGCUGCCAUAAAAAGAACAAUAGGUACUUCCUCAUGGAAUUUCCAUGCUUUUUACUACAAGCACACAUACUUGUUUCCGUUGUGUAAGAUCUAGCUUUUGUUCACGUAGCUUCGUAUUACAGUUAGAUUUAUAUUCAUUUUAUCUGCGACUUCAUUUUCGCACACACUACAAUAUACGGCUGUUUAUAGGAAUUGGAUAAAACCUACUUACUUUAUCACACUUUGAAGCUCCAUCGUUGCCAGUUUGUUUAUUACAGUUUGUUUGUUUAUUACAGCAGUAAUAAUAAAACAAUCAUUAAGCAAAUUCUGUAAUAUGAUAGAUGAUCGUUGGAGUCGCAAGGUCUCUUUGAAUGGUUACCGCGUCUCAGCAACCAAAGUGUAGGGCGCCCCCCACUAGAUUGAUCGACGACUUCCAGAAUGUAACUGGUACCGAUUGGGUGCAAAAAGUAAAAAAAGCGCAGCUAAUAUUAGCCUUAUCUCCAACAGUGGAUGCAUAAUUGAUGAUGAAGAUAAUGAUGAUAAAGCGUAUUUUAUUGACCAUUCUUUUAAGUUACGUUCCCCUUAAGUAGUCAAUUCCAAUUAGUUUAAUUUACUCUCUUAGUAGCUCACCAUCGUUAGGAUACAUCAUGUCAUAUACAUAUUACACUGCCAAUAUAAUUACCAACAUAGGUCAUUGUUCACAAGCAAUGCCGCUUCGCCGAUGUCGAUCACUAUUGCACGGAAAUGUUCGGUCUUAUGACCCUGUUUAAUGUAACUAAUCUCUUAGUUAAACGUUAUAAUAAUAAUAAUAAUAUAUUAAACAUAAGAUAGGUAUGUAAUUACCUACGAGUACAGGGUAGUCACGAAUAUUUACUCUGUAAGACCUUUUGUACACACGCAUAGUUACACUGUGACCAUUUUAUCUUCCAUUUUAAUUUUGUAGGCCCCUCACAUGGACUGUUAUUAUGACAUAUUAUGACAUUGAAAUUGUACCUAUGCAAUACCUAUGCGAAUACUGUAAUAAUUUUCGCAGAUAGGAGUUAUGUCUCAAACUAUGUUCAUGUUGUAUAUUUAGACGUAUACUUACGUAAUAUAAAUAUGAAUAACCAUAAAAUCUGUAUUGCCAAAUAAUUUCAAUGUCAUCCAUAACAUGUGUCCUCUUUGUAAAAUUGUAUGUCUGAGAGUGAGUGAUGAGAGGUCGACAGUAGUUUAUACUCGUAGGUGGUCAGUACGUAAACUGUACGUGUGUAUGAGAGGUCUAACUGGGUGCGACACUCGCCAACGGUGCGCAGGUGCGGGCCACAGACUAAAAAAUAACGUAAAUUACAUGUAAAACCAAUAUUACAGUAGGCUUGUAAAAUUUAUGUAACAAAUUUGUAGAUUUAACAAUGUUUGAGGUUAGUCUAGUGUAUAGUAUAUAAGGGUACAUACGAGUACGUUUAAUGAUUUUUAUCAGCACAAUAAAAAAACAACAUUGCUUUAAAAAAUAUGUAGGUCGAAAAAUGGAUGUAAAUAAUGUCUUUACAUCAACGCACAUUAAAUAAUAAUAAUAAUAUAGUUCACACGAGCACUCUUUUAUGGUACGUGAUACGUGAUAUGUGUAAAGGAGAAACGUUUUUACUGCCAUCUGUCUAUUAAUGAGUGUAAUUUCAAGUGUAGUAUUUAAGUGAGUUUCCUUUGCAUUUUGCUUGGAAAUGCAAAUUGUGUGAUGAAAAGGGAAUGUUGAGAAAAACAAUGUAUGUAAUCCUUACAGCGGGUCGUAUGGUCGUGUGCCUUUGCCCUACGCACCGCCGCAGCCUAUGUGAGCCAGUAUAUCUACCUCGUAGACGGAGUGGCAUAUAGAACAUAAACUAUGUUCAUUUUGUUAUACUAGACUGUUGUAUGUAAAAUGUAUGUUCGCUCAUUGUGUAUACAUAUAUGAAUGAAACAAAUGCCUUAAAACUAAAGUCCUUUUCAUGAAAGUAGUCCUCCAGACGCGGCGCAUUACACAUUAUAUAUGUAAUGAUAUGACCGCCAUUAAGUUAUUAGUCUUAAUGGCGGUCAUAUUGUAAGACGCUGUCAAUUUUAGUUCAGGUUUUAACCGCGGGACUUUUUUCAUGAAAAGGACUAGCAAAAUGUGUUUUGAAAAUUACUGUAUGUCUCGGCUGCUGUUGAAUUAACAAAGUUAUAGUUUUCAUCUGUCUCUUUUUGUUGUGUAUAUCGCUCAUUAGUGUAUAUCUAGUGUGUGAGAUGGGUGGGUCUAUCUGUCUCUGUCUGCGGCGUACUGUCGCACAAAGCGAGUGUCAAGCCCAGAGGGCGUCGUGUCGCGAUCGCGUGUGUUAACCAAGCACGUGGGUGUUGUGGACAAGGUCCUUUAUAUUUAUUCAAGUGCAUACUAUAAUGGCAAUGAUUUCAUAAUAUUAGAUACGUUACGUGUUCCAAACUACUCACUGAGCGCACGCAUGCACAAUUUUGUGUUAACUUUCAUUAGUUAUUUAUACUUACAUAGUUUUUACACUUCCUGAACACACAACUCUGCAUUUUAGACAAUAUUUAGGUAUUAUGCUCAAAUAACUUUCAUUGUUUAGCGACUAAAUGAAAUUGGGCCAAUUGGGUGAUUUUGUUUUGACACGCUAGUUCCAUAUCUAAUAUCAUAAAAUCAUUGUAUAAUGAUUAAAAAUCUGUGUAUUUGAACUAAAUAUUAUUUAUAACAAGCGUAGUCUUAGAACCCUGUUAUAUGGACCACUGUCUGUACAGCUCGUAUGGAUUAACUUGACACCUGGCUCAAAUGAGUGUGUACUGUGUUUGUAUGAACGUGCUUGGUAGCCAGGUGUCCAGUUAAUGCGCACGGGUUAUAUUCACUCAUGUUUAUUCUUUCAUUUACAAUAAUCUUUAUAAUUUAACAAAGGGGUGUGGAUUUAUAUCCUCCUUCUAACAAUUUAGCCCGUUUCCAUCUUAGAUUGUAUCAUCACUUACCAUCAGGUGAUAUUGUAGUCAAGGGCUAACUUGUAAAAAAUUAAAAAAAUUCAAAAAAAAUCUUAUACAUAGCACAACCUUUACGUUUAAUUGGGAGGGGAAAUAGAGUAUUUUUUUCGUACAAACUUAGUUACUUUAAAGUAUGAACUUAGUUAACAAAAACUUUAAUUUGAUUUGCUUGAGUUAGAUUUGUCUGUUCGUAGUGUGAACCAGCGGCGAAGAGUACAUGCAAGCUGAUUUCCGUCGGGUUACCUUUAAAAAUCCAUGCAUAUUCAUUGUUCUAGAUAUAUGAUAAACAUGAGUUUGUUUCACGUUAUAUGAAUUUAUUUUUCUUUAGGAGGGCUUACCUUCAUCUAAAUUUCAUCCUUCGCCACUGGUGUAUAGUGACUCUAUCAAUGGUUCAAAAGGCAGAAUUAGAUGAGAAGAGUGGGCGAGAAACUCAACAGAAUAAAAUUUUGGCCUAUAAACAUAUACCCACAUUAAUGUCAUUGUUCCUAUAAGAACAGGUUUUGAUGAUUAUUAUGAUACUGAUUAUAAUAAUCAGGCAAAAUAAAUGUUUUUUGAACAUCACUAAUUUUCCCAUUCGCAAAUUAAACGCAGCCUAUGUUCAGAUAUAACUGCUAUAAAUAAAUCUACCCCCUUUUAAAAGGAGGUAGGGCAGACCCAAUAGUGGGUCAUUAAAACAGCCUGUUGAAACUAUAAAUAGAUUAACGACCUGUUUUAAUUACACGAUUGAUUUAAUUAACCCCAAGGUCCCCAAGCUAUUCGCAAAUAAAGUUCUUAAAUACCUAACUAGUUAUUUAUAUUAAAUAUUGAUUUUUGGAUUAUGAAUUACAAUAAUUGUAAGCCAAGAUGUCAAUAUUAAAUAAAUCUGCCUGCGAACCAAUGUAGAGUUGAUAUAAAAAUGCAAACACGACACUACUUUUACGAUUACUACUAGAGAUGCGCCGACUAGUCGGCUAGUCGGCUAGUCGACAAAAGUCAUAGUCGGCGCAUCUCUACUUAUCUGUAGUAUUCAAAUAUACUUCGUUGUUACAAUACCUAUAAUAUUUGUUGUUUGACAAUACAGUAGACUAAAACUAGUUACCUACAUUAUUCACUAGGUAAGUACUAAAAAGAACUACCUAAUAAAUUACAAAUAAACAGAAAUAGACACCGCGCCACGAAACAUGUAGACGAGGCGCUAAUAUCUUAAUUUGGUAAUGACGGUCUUAUUGUCAUUUGGGGACUUCUUUCGUGGCGCGGAGUCUAUUUAGUGAAAUAAAGUUUUGACAGUUGACAUAUGUCAUUUGACGUCAUCCUUGUCCACUGCACGCACGUGACACGCGCAGGCCUAAUUCGUCAAUUGACGGCGCCGAUAAUGGCCAUUGCUCACGGUGGUGCUCUGGUGAAUUGCGAAUUAUCAUAAUUCUCAUAACUAUAAUUAAUGUUAGACCAAUCAUAAUUAUAAUUAGACCUAUCAUAAUAUUAGACCAAAUGACAAUUUUGACCAAACAUAAUUAAUGUUAGGCCAUGUCUACACUAGCGUACUUGCGCGAUGUUUUGUGUUAGAUCGAGUUUUGUAUGAUAUUUUUGAUCUGUUAUGUUAAUUGCACUUUAAAGAUUAGCGUCAAACUGCCAUUGAUGUAAAAAAUAUAGCUUUAAGUUAAUGUUUUAUUUAUUUUUUUGCUUUAUUGGCAUAAUUUUCAUUUGUUCAGUUUACUGACCAACCCACUAGUUACCUCAUUAUAAAGUAUAUCUCUUUUAUGUUUACAUGUCAGUAGUUUUAUUACUGAACGUAUUGCUAUGUUUCAAAGUCAUGCAUAGCCAAGCCAAGGAAACAGGCCAAUUCUCGCCGGAUUACCAUUAAAUCCAUCCAUAAAUAUUCAUUAUUGUAAUAAAUAUAAUUACAUGCAUGGAUAUAUGACAACAACCAAAUAUAUGACACAUCAUAAUUGGCAUUAUUUCAUUGCAAUAUAUAUAAGUUUCAGCUUUAAACUUGCUCGAUAUUAUUUAGUAUCACGCAAGUACGAACAUGUGUAAAAAGCAUUUAAUCCUCAGUGCCAAAGUAACACUACCUUCUAAAAAGAUAGUCAAUUUAAUGAAACAUUUACCUCUUUUUGUGUAGCUAGAUAUAUAAAACACCUGAAAAAUAUCAGGGAUGAUGACUAGGUUUGAAUAUAUUCAUUUUUAUCAUAGUUUCGGGUAAAUCAUCAAUGUAAACAAAUUUAUACAUAAAAAGCAGAGAUUAACUGGAUAUUUGCAAAAUAAAUCUAUACUAAUAAUAUAAAGCUGAAGAGUUUGUUUGUUUGUUUGUUUGAUUGAACGCGCUAAUUUUAGGAACUACUGGUCCGAUUUGAAAAAUUCUUUCAGUGUUAGAUAGCCCAUUUAUCGAGGAAGGCUAUAGGUUGUAUAUUAUCCCCAUAUUCCUACGGGAACGGGAACCACGCGGGUAAAACCGCGCGGCGUUAGCUAGUUAGAUUAUAAAAUUUCAAAAUCAAUUUUUGUUUAAAUUAGAUGAUCUAUUUAAAUUAGAUGAAAAUUCAUACAGUUUUAGCUUCUUUACGUUAAAUGUGACAUAUUUCAAUAAAUGAACUAUAAACAUAAACGAUCAAAUACCAAAGAUAUUAGUAAUUUUGUUUGACCGCCCAUACAAAUCUAACGAUCAUUAUGCACCUACGCGGUCAUUAAAUCGUACCAUUUUGUAUGGGGUGUUUUUCAGGGAUCCGUGGAAGCGCCGCAAAUCUGACCCUUUAAAUCCCUGUAGCUCCGAAAGUAAUGAUCGCAGAUACCCUGUUACUUUUACAAAAUUGCUUUACUAUUAGCAUACUCCUGAUUUCUAUACUAUUUAAAAACUGUCAUCAUCCCUAUUCUCAGCAAUAUAACUAUGGGUUCUUAAGUACUAUUUAGUCUUUAUAAUGUUUAUAAGAUGAUUGUUUACAAGGCAAACAUUCAUCUUAUUCAUUGCAGUAAGGUUGACUAUAAUUAAUAAGGAUUCCGUUUUUAUAUUUGAUCAUUCAGAACCAUAAAAAAGACCCGUACUAGUCGUCAUACUAUAUUUAACAUUGCAAUAGUUUGUCACCUUACCUGCUCUUCGCCCUGUUUUUUUGUACCUCCCUGGUGCUGUGUGUGCCUUAAAAUGGGCUAUUAUGGGAUCCUAGAUUCAUUUACUGAAUCUUCUAUCGCUCACCAAUGUCUAAGUUAUCGUCAAAUAGGAAACUCUGAAUUUAAAACUGUAAUAACACUUCAAUGAAACAAUCUAAUUUGUCAAAAUUAUGAUAAUUUGUAACCGCCAUCACCACCGAACUACUGAUUUAUAGGAAAUUUAAUGUUAAGUGAUAUUAUAUAACAUACGAAUUUGAACAAAAUAAAAAAGUGAACGUUGAUCACGUUGGACUUUCAGUUUUUAUUUUGUCCUUGUAAAUAUAUUUGCUAUAUUAUUUACUAAAUGAAUGUAACAUAUUAUUAAUGAAAGAAAAUAGAUGAACACAAAUUUU
Messenger RNA from Bicyclus anynana (squinting bush brown), 12928 nucleotides. RefSeq names its product disintegrin and metalloproteinase domain-containing protein 22 (gene mmd). Gene Ontology annotation, molecular function: metalloendopeptidase activity. The coding region runs from base 112 to 4080 and encodes 1322 amino acids. The record is from RefSeq and is a predicted model, not a curated record. Gene Ontology annotation, biological process: membrane protein ectodomain proteolysis. NCBI's taxonomy places the organism in Eukaryota, Metazoa, Arthropoda, Insecta, Lepidoptera, Nymphalidae. The transcript has 29 exons.